AUGCAUAUGAUCAAGAGUGAAACCUAGCCUGAAGGUAACUCAAUUGAAACCAAAAUCGAAGAAGGCUAACAAAAUAGCAUUCAAAUAGUUCAAGAGUAGUAAGCUUAGCAACUUGUUGCUUCUGCCCUCGACAUUUCUAAUAGAUAAGGUGGUAUGAGACCUCAAGACCAGAAUUUUUCAGUAGAAAAGAGUGAAGGGAAAUAAGUAGUAAAUAAAAAGGAAGAAGCAAUUAAUGAAAAAUAAAAUAAAGAAUAAGAUGCCUAACAAUAAAUUAGCAGUAUCAUGCAUAAUUAAUCCUAAUAGUAGUAGCAAGCAGAAGAGGAUGAAUUCAUGAAACUCAAACAGCUAUUAGAAGUUAUUAAGAGUAAGUAUAAUGUGCAAUCAGAUGAUGUAAUUAAAUAUGCUUUAAACAACACAUCUCAAUUAAUUUAGAUGCCAGAAGGAUUAAAGGCUGCUUCUUCAGAUAACAACAGCAACCAGCCUGGCAAAGAUUUGGCUUCAACAGUAAUCAAUCAUCUCUUCUCUAACUCUUCUAUAAAUUAAAAUCAAAUUAAAAAUUCUUAAAUAAAUGCUCCUAUCAUCUCUUCCACAUCAAAUUCUUAGUUAUUACUUCCAACACCUCUUAAUUCCUUAAACAUCUCCGCCAAUAUUCAUGCUGCAUUUUAGUCUAAAAUUGAAGAGAAUGAAUCUUCUGCUUGUGCUUAUUCUGUUGAACCUCCUCUUAGAAAGAAAUAAAAUUCUAAGAGCUCUUAGAAAAAUGUUAAAAAGGCAAGCAUGAUAUCUAAUGAAAAUGAUGGUAGUGAAAAUGAUAUGGACGAAGAAAAUUCUAAUGAAACAAACCAAGAUAACAUGCACUCUUAACACUAAACAUUAUCAGGCGAAUAAAGCUUCAAAAAGACUAAGAAAUCCAAAGAAUAAAAAAUUUAAAGGAAGUAGUCGUUGAAGGUCAAAAAGCUAAAUUCAAUCAAACAAGAAAGCUAAAUAGAAGAAGAGAAUCAAUAAGAAAGUCUAGUAAAUAAUGAAGAAAAAUAAACCAUGAAUGAAGAAAAUAAUGAAGACUAUAUUGAUGAUGACGAAGAUGAUGACAUGCUUGAUGAAGAAGACGAUGAUAUGAUGGAUGAAUAUGAAUCUAAUGAAUCUAGAAAACUUGAAAGCAACACUAAUAACCCAAAUGGUGAAAAGAUUGUUCGUCCUAAAUACAAAAAUUCAAAUUCCCCUUCAAAUACAACCAAAAGGUGGUGGACAAAAGAAGAGGAUGAACUCUUAAAAAACCUUGUAAAAGAUCAUGGUGCUAAAAAUUGGAAAAAAAUUGCUGGCUAUUUUAAGGAACGCAGCGAUGUUUAAUGUUUACACAGAUGGUAAAAAGUUUUAAAUCCAUCUCUUGUUAAAGGGCCUUGGACCAAGGAAGAAGAUGAAAUAGUAACAAAAUUAGUUCUUGAAUAAGGCCCCAAAAAUUGGAGUUCUAUUGCCAAGCAUUUACCUGGUCGUAUUGGAAAACAAUGCAGAGAAAGAUGGCACAAUCACUUAAAUCCAUACAUCAAGAAAGACAGAUGGACUGAGGAAGAAGAUCAAGCUAUUAUUGAAGCUCAUAAAAGAUUAGGAAAUAGAUGGGCUCUUAUUGCUAAGUAUUUACCAGGCCGUACUGAUAACGCAAUCAAAAAUCACUGGAAUUCAACUAUCAAGAGAAAAUUAAAAAUGUAAAAGCGUGAAGAAGAUUUAGAACCUCCCAAAAAGAAAAAUUUAAAUAUUAAGGAAAUAGAAGAAGAAUUGUCAAAUAUGCCCUCAGUUAACUUAUUAAAAAAUGAAGCUUAUAUGAAAUAGUUCCAUCUUUAAAAUGCAUAAUAUAAUGAGGGAAUUAAAUAGCUCAAUUCAGAAUCAAAUAUUAAUCACUCUAAAAUGGAAGAUAGAGAUGAUGAUGACGACGAAGAAGAUAGCGAUGAAGAAAAUUUAUCAAAUGAAUAGCUCUCUUAACCUAAUUUGAAUAACUCUAGAGCAAAUAGCAUCCAACUUCCUAUGGUUUCUGUCAAGGAAGAAGAAUAAGAAACAACUUAUAAGAAAAGUGCUAUUCAAUCAUCUAAAGAAAAAGAUACUAUAAAGAAAGAAGUAAAAUAACGUAAAAAAGAAAAGGGAGAAUUUAUCACACCUGAUAAAAAAUCUAAUUUCAUUAGCUAAGAAACAACUGCUCCUACUACUUAAGCUGACAAUCAUUUACGCUCAAUAGAACAAAGAAAUUAGUCAUUUUUAAAUAACGAAAAUGAUUUCGUCACACCUGUUAAACACUUAAACUUUUCAACUCCUAAAAACACUUAAGCAAAUAAAGAAAAGUCAAAUUUAAAAUCUGUAUCUAAUUAAAAAGAAUCCUUCAUACUGCAUCCAAGCAAAAAAAGUCUCAAUAUAGUAUUCCCUAAUUUUACACUUAGUGACAUAUUAAAAAUCGAAAACUCAGUCACUUUGAUGAAGACACUACUCAGAUAAGCAGAAUUACCAGAUCUUUCUACUUCUUAUUAGUUUUUCGAUUAAUAAUACAGCCAAGCAUAGUCACCUUUAAGUUUUAGAGGAGCUAAAAAUGACGAAAAUAACAGCAUGUAUUUUGAAAAAUCAGUUAACUAACUUUAAAGUUCAAGUAAAACAACAUCACUCUUACAAAACAAUAAUAAUGCCAUAAAUAUCCCCACUCCUACUUUAUCUAAACCUAGCUCAGGAUUUAAACCUGUAGGAUCUUCUAUUACAAGUUUAAAAAGACCUCACCCAGAUAAAUUUGAUGGAAUAAAAAAAGAGCUUUCCUUCACAUCUCCAUAAGAAAAAUCAAUAGUAAUGAAAAGUAUAAAUUCUUUUGGGACACCUGAAAUGAGAGAAGAGCUAUCAACAGCUUGA
Molecule: messenger RNA, 2874 nt
Organism: Tetrahymena thermophila SB210
Lineage: Eukaryota; Ciliophora; Oligohymenophorea; Hymenostomatida; Tetrahymenidae
Product: Myb-like DNA-binding domain protein
Exons: 8
Source: RefSeq, a predicted model, not a curated record